UCUUCAAACACAAGUCUUCUCUCCCUCUCUUUCCUUUCUGUACGCGUUAACGCCGAAGAUCAAGCUUACAGCUUUUUGAGAGUGAAAAAAUACACUAAAAAAAGAAAAAAGAAAAAAGAUAAUUCGAAUCUAUAGAAAAUUAGCACAUCGAAAUUUACGGCGCGCUUUUCAAUCACUGCUUUUCCAUUAUUUUCUCACUUUUUUUUUGACUUUCUAGGGAACUAUUGAUAAUGUCAAAAGGUGGAACAACUAAUUCCGGCACCAAUGGCAGUUCUAUGCCCGGCGGCCCUACAAGUACUCACCGUCGCCGUGUUCCAGACUCCACCAACAACGUCGAGAAAUCAUUAGACCAUGUACAGAUAUCUUGUGAUAAUUCUCCAGAAGAUGAUGAUUCAGAAACGUCAAUUGAUGAUAAUGUCGGUGGGUAUCAACUUAAUGGUGGUGGCAGCCACCAUCACCAUCACCGCCACCACUACCCGAUGAUUACGUAUUUAUUAGUGCGUAAAAGGGUACCGGAGAAUUGGGUUUUGGGCGUGGAAGAAUCUUUAUUAAGUGCUUAUUCAAUAUUGCACUCUUUGAGAUCAAGAACAAAUAUGGCUCGUGUAAUUUCGGGGCUGCUGUUGAUGCUGGUGGUGGUUACUGCAUUUUUGAAGUUUUCUAUUAUGGCUGGCGGCGGUGGUCAUAGGGAGGUUAAUGGGAUUCUGAUUGUUCAGAAUUUCAACAAUGAUUGGUCUAAUGCUCAGAGAGUCAUGUUUGAUUCUGAUGCAUCUUCCGGCGGCGACCUUAUGCAGAAACGGCGAAUGAAGGAAAUUCCGGCUUGGUUUUAUUGGGAUUUUAGUUCAAGGCUGACAGAUUUCAAAGCAUGUGGUGCAUUAAUGGAGACCGAAUUUUACAAUUUUCUUAUAUUCUUGCAUUUUCUUAGCAGAAACACAUGGAAGAUUUUGGUGGAUAGACUUAGGACUGAUGGUGAACCGUAUAUUGCUCUCCACUUGAGAUACGAGAAAGACAUGCUUGCAUUCACUGGCUGCAGCCACAAUUUAACCGCAGAAGAGGCUGAAGAACUACGGGGCAUGAGGUUUGAUGUCAAGCAUUGGAAAGAGAAAGAGAUAGACAGCAAAGAGAGGAGACUACAGGGAGGCUGCCCAAUGUCUCCUCGGGAGGCAGCAUUGCUUCUCAAGGCCAUGGGAUAUCCCGCCUCAACUAGAAUAUACGUAGUUGCUGGGGAAAUUUACGGUAACAACAGCAUGGAUGCCUUCAGGUCUGAGUACCCAAAUGUUUUCACUCAUUGGACCCUCGCCACAGAAGAAGAGUUGGUGCCAUUCAGGCUUUAUCAGAACCGCCUCGCAGCCUUAGAUCACUUUGUAGCUGUAGAAAGUGAUGUCUUUGUUUACACAUAUGACGGUAAUAUGGCAAAGGCCGUGCAAGGGCAUAGGAGGUUUGAGGGAUUUAGGAAGACAAUAAAUCCGGACAGGCUCAAUUUUGUCAGACUGAUAGAUUUGUUUGACAAUGGAGCAAUCUCUUGGGAGAAUUUCGCUUCUGAAGUCAAGAGCUUACACUCGAACAGACUCGGAGCACCAUACCCUAGACAAGCAGGCGAAUCACCAAGACUUGAGGAGAGCUUUUAUGCAAAUCCUUUUCCUGGAUGUGUUUGUAAUAAAUCUGAGCAGCAAAGAAUGCGUCAGCAACUCAUCCAUAAACCUAACCUGAGAGUUGCUUCACAAAGAUAAGAGUUCCAUUUUGUCUCAACUGUGAAUCAUACGAAUAAUACACGUCCACUUUGUUGGAUCCAGAUUUUCAUCCUUCAGGAUACCAUCAGAAGAGGAUCACAGAGUUGCAGCAGAUGAUAUAUUGAUAUCAAAGGUUUGAUGUGUGAUUGGUUAAGAUAUCAGAAUGCGCAGUACAGGAUUAAAGCGAUUUUGCUAUGUUGAUAAACACGAGAUAGCAGAUACACUGCAUUAUUGCUUUCUGAUACUGGAGCAUAGGAUUUCAUAUUUGUUCAUAUGUAUUUUCUUCACUAGGGUGGUAGAAAAUGGUGAAGUACAGAUUUUUUAUUCUAUUUAUUCAUUCUUAUUAUUAUCCUCGACUAGAUUAUAUUAUAUAGCCAAACAGGCUUUUUGCUUGAUGUAACUAUUGAUGAAUCUCAUGAUAAAUUUUUUCAAGAAAAGAUUGUUCUUGUUAUAAA
Messenger RNA from Olea europaea var. sylvestris, 2182 nucleotides. Its product is annotated as O-fucosyltransferase 19-like. The transcript has 5 exons. Gene Ontology annotation, cellular component: cytoplasm. The coding region runs from base 231 to 1727 and encodes 498 amino acids. NCBI's taxonomy places the organism in Eukaryota, Viridiplantae, Streptophyta, Magnoliopsida, Lamiales, Oleaceae. The record is from RefSeq and is a predicted model, not a curated record.